Myxocyprinus asiaticus (Chinese sucker) is the source of this 5614-nucleotide messenger RNA. RefSeq names its product interleukin-1 receptor type 1. The record is from RefSeq and is a predicted model, not a curated record. The coding region runs from base 225 to 1970 and encodes 581 amino acids. The transcript has 11 exons. Gene Ontology annotation, biological process: signal transduction. NCBI's taxonomy places the organism in Eukaryota, Metazoa, Chordata, Actinopteri, Cypriniformes, Catostomidae. Gene Ontology annotation, molecular function: interleukin-1 receptor activity.
GCUUUCCAAGUGCUCAGAGGAUAUUGCAAAAUGCGCUUUCUCAAACAUCCCUGUGACUAUGGAGAAGUGGCACGCCAGUUCAGCCGGUCAGUUGUAAAUAUACGUGGACUUUCGAGUCUCUUUAAGACGUGCAGUUUUGUUUUUAUACGCUAAAAGGUUACUGAAGUACCUCACGCGCGUGAACUCAUGGGAAUUAUGCCUUAGGAACGGUGCAAACUGCAGAUAUGGGUCAUUUGCCUCUCAUGUUUCUGGUCUUUUUACUUUGGGCAGCUGAAGGUGUUGUAAUAUCAAAUAAGGAAUCUUCAGGUCUAGAGACUUGUAGAGACUUUGGCAAUGCAUUUGACCGGAUAUACACUGUACCAGGGGAUGCGACACAGUUGGAGUGCUCAUUGGAUAUUAGUCUUCUGUUUGACUCUGAGACCACUCCUUACAACAUCACGUGGUACGAUCAGAGAACCGGCUCUGAGAUUACAGAAGUGAAGGACCGCAUCAUACUGCGAGAUAAUAGACUCUGGUUCUUCAACAUCAACUCGAAGCACCAAGGAAGUUACAUUUGUGUGGUCAGAACUCCAAGUGAGUGCUACAAACAGGCGACAGUGUUGGUCGUUGAAGAAAUAACAUCAGAACUCUGUAAAAUAUCACAGGCAAGCAUACAAAAAGUCAGUGCUGGGUUGACUGAACUUCUCGCCUGCCCUUUGAGGAGCUAUUCCAGAAGAGUGGAUAGUUUUUCCUUCCAGUGGUACAAGAACUGCGAGAAGCUUCAAGAAGAUCAGAAGUUUGUGCCGAAGAACGAUAUACUGAUCAUACGUGACAUUCUCUUCGAGGAUGCUGGCUUUUACACCUGCAAAAUGAACUUUACUUUAGCUGGAGUCGUCGGUGAAAUGGCUGAAAAUAUCAAUUGUGAAGUAAUAGAUGAAUAUUUAAAGAAACCUGAAAUGGUUGAGCCGAUUAAUGAGGUCAUCAAAGUGGACCGUGGUUCGCCGUUCAUGAAGCACUGUCGUGUGUUUGUGGCGGGUAAUGGCAUUCAUAUGGUUGAAGUGAUCUGGAAAGUUUCCAAUGGCUCUGCAGAGGAAUUCAUCUCCAAAAACACGGCAGAUCGCAUUCAUCAGCAGCUUAUCAUUGAAAUUCUAGAGGAUGAUGGUAUUUGGCUGAUUCGCAGUCUCUGGGUGUCUGAGGUAUCGGAGGAUGAUUUCAAUCAGACUUUCAUCUGUAUGGCAUUCAGCUCACGAGGAACACUCACUGGCCAAUUCACACUCUUCCCGGCAGAUCCAAACUUUUUGUUGCCUCUCGGUCUUGUCUUGGGCUCGCUGGCUCUGCUGUUCAUUAUUGGAGCUCUUCUGUGGCGAUCAUUCAAGGUGGAGCUGAUUUUGUGGGUCAGGAAGAUGUUUCCAUUCUUCUACAAAACCACAGAUGGUGAUGGUAAGCAGUAUGAUGCAUACGUUGCUUAUCCGAGAGUCCUGGAAGGCUCCAGUGAAAUGGCUGAGAUUUUUGCUAUGAGCACUUUGCCCCAAGUCUUGGAGGGCCAAUAUGGUUACAAACUUUUCAUCCUUGGCCGGGACAGUCUACCUGGAGAAGCUGUGGUGGAUGUCGUGCAAGACGCUUUGAGCCGGUGUCGCAGAUUGCUUCUGCUCUAUACUGCAUCUUCACUCUGCAGCCCGGAAGCUCUGGAGUGGGCGGAGCAACAGACUGGUCUGCACCGCGCCCUGUUGGAGAAAACAAUUGGCAUUGUGCUCCUAGAGAUUGAGGAAAUUCGAGAUGCCUCACAGCUCCCGGAGUCCGUGCGCCUCAUUCGAGAAAAGCAGGGAGCUUUGCAGGCCUGGAAAAGGAGAAAGAGGUGGAUGCUCUGGGACAGGAAUUCAGAGGACUGUAGGAGCUCUCUCAACCCUUCUGCACGCUUUUGGAGAGAGGUGCACUACCACAUGCCUGUCCGAGGCAAAGCUAAAAAGAGCAACGUUUGGUUUGGUUUUUAAGUGAACACUAAAUGGAACUAUUUGAGGCCAAGUAACACUGCUUGUAUUGAUGCAGUAAAGGACCUGGUGAAGAUGUAAAGUUUUUGUUCCUACAGCUCUGCUGGUAGAGCAUGGCACUAGUGAUGCCAAGGGCAUAUGUUCGUAUCACAGGGAACACACCAACUGUUACAAAGAUACAGUAUACUUUGAAUGCACCACAAGUCAUUAUGGAUUAAAGCAUCAGCAAAAUGUGUAAAUGUACAGUAAAUGUAAGAUGUUAGUUUCGUCUUAACUAUGGAGCACAACACUGAAUGCCCACUUUUUCAGCAGCCCUGGUUUUAGACAUGCCAAAACAUUUUUCAAUAAAGCGCUUGAAGCCAUAAACCAAACAAACCAGCUCUGAGAUGAUUCACAACAUUACAAACUUUGAUUUGAAGCAAAAAAGUAUUUGGAAAUUAGGGAAAAGUUACAGUGUCCUGUGUAAUUCUUAUAUUUACAAGAAUAAUACUCAUCCCUUGAAGCAGUGCGAAUUACGUAAUUAAAUCAAAAAUAUAUUACUAUAUAUUUUAGCUUUUUUGUGAAUUAUUCAGAUGGAUCAAUGACAUUACACGUGAUACAUUUACUACACUACAUGACUCUUUUUGCUUUUUUUUAUUCCUACCGGAUCUAUAAAGUUAUUCAAAAAAAACUUAAAAAUAUUCAGUUCACACAAAACAAUUACUUGAAUACACCUACUAUGAUAAACAUGCUUCCCAUUUCUGAGUUCAAAGUCAUUUUGAAAUUUUUUCUGGGGCAAAAAUGUCAUGUGGUGUAACCGCCUGGGAACAGAAAAAAAAAAAAAAGUUCUCAUUGAAAGCUGAAAUUCUGUAAAAAAAAAUGUUGCGUAUGUAGUUGGAAUAAGAUAUGAAGCGAAACGGUAACAUAUAAAUAACAUUUGGAAAAACUUUUGGCCACCCAAUCAAAGUCAGGUGGUGUAAGCAACAUACAGAUAGUCGUUCUGUUGUUAUGUAACAAAAAAAACAUAAAAUAGACAGGACCCAUUUAGACCCUCAAGACUGUUAAUAAUAAUAAUAAUAAUAAAAAACUUUAUUUUUAUUUAGCACCUUUAAAUGUUGCUUCUCAAUGCGCUUUACAAAUAAAGACAAAAUACAGAAUAUAAAAUAUGCGAAUACAUAUAAAAACCUGAUUUAAAAUACUAAUAUAUAUAUAUAUAUAUAUAUUAUUUUUUUUUAUUUUUUUUUUUAAUUAUUAUUAUUAUUUUUUUUAUAUUCAAGUCAAAUUGAGUGACCCUAAGAAAGCUUCUUGAUAUUUGUGAUUAAAAAAUCAAUAAUAUUUGUUUAAAAUAUACUCACAUACUCACGUGUAUUCAAGGUGCAGGGAAAAUAUUUUAACACAUUUUACUUCUUAUUUUAAAGUCAUUAAACCAAUUUUUUUUUUAUCACAUUUUUAUUGUCUUGGACAACUUUUUUGGGUUUACGACACAUAUACAACUAUAUACGUUGUUUGAGAGUAUAAGGAGACUAACUCGUUGAACUUUAUUCGCAAUGCUUCAUGAAGUGGACGCUCUUUUGCCCUGAUUUCCAUUUCCUUGGCAACUGCAAUUUCUCAGAUUGGUUUGAGAUCUCUUCUGAAUCAUGCAUAGUGUAGUUCCUCACCGGGAAUUUGGCAAUUAAACAUGAUUUUAUGAAAAUGAAGUUGAAAUCACAAUGACUUGUUGCUUCUACAGAAGCAUAAAUAUCAUUGCUGAACAAUCUCGGAGCUCAUGGUAUGUUUGUCUUAAAAGCUUUAUAUGUUUUUGCAACAAAUCUACAGUAUUUGUCUUUGGAGAAAAUAAAUGCAAUUUUUACUUUCGGAACUCUGCUGUUGCUCUGAUAACAAAAAUGUCCUUAAGAUGUAUCCUAAUGUCUGUUGUCCACUGAAUACAUUGUGAGAAUGAAUUCGUCUUUUCAGGUUUACAUGAGAGACAUUUUUGGGUGAACUAUCCUUUUAACAGUAUCUUUUUUUACUUUUCUGUUUGUCCAACAAGUGGCAGACAUGGGGAGUGUUUGGGGAAUCUUGUAUGAAAACGAUCAUUAUUUUUUGCAAUUCCAUUUAGUGCCUCUAGAAGCACAUAAAUUGCACCCUUCAGACUGGCCCAGAUACAGUUUUCUCUGGUUUCAGUACAAUGCAACCAGCCCUUUAUCUCUCUAUAGGAGUUUCUGUGUUAUUGUGAACCACAGACUUCAGUCAGAUCAUGCAAAAACUCCCCAGUCUUAAGGCACAAAGCAGGAUAUGCUCCUGAUAUAUUAAACACAAUAUAGAUUUAUAAAGAAAACCGAUCACUGAUCAAGGCCUAUAGUUAGAGGCUAAAAAGCAAUCAUCUACGACUCAUGAGCAGAACCUUAGAUUCAAAGUAACUCUUGAGCUACUGUAUAUUGUUCUUUAGAGCUUGAAAUCUGUGAUGUUUCAUUACAGGUUCUUCAGUUCAACAUGUAAUAUGGGGUUGUAUGAGAACCACAAAAUUGCAACACAUUUAAAACAAACAAAUGAAAUUUAUUCGCUCUUAAACUACAAAAGGCAACAAAUUUGGAGGGAAAAUACUGACUAUUUUAAUUUCCCAGUACACCAAAGUCACCGAACAUGGUCACUGGUCUAAUGGCAUUGUUUUGCAUCAAUGUUUGCAAUCUUAUUUGAGUUAUGCACUUAAGUAUUUGACCAGUAGUAUGUUUAGUUAGAGAAAUGCAUUUAAAAUUACAUUUGAGACACUUUUUCUGAAUGUUGCAAAAAAUAAACACAAUUAUUUUUCCACUUAAUUAUUUUCAGCAUUGCCUAAUGAAUCUUUAGAGGUGUCAGAGGGCUGCUCAAAGUCAAAACCUAGCCUUUAUACUUCAUUAUAUCAGUCAUCAAAUUCUGCAACAUUUUACCCCAUUUUCCCCCUAAAACAAAAUACACUGACAUUUAUAACCAGUGACUUCCUUGAAAGAAAAUCAAUACCAGCGCUUGGACUCUCUGUUUAAGUUAAAGCAUAGAUUUCUACAGAACUAAAGAAUAACAAAUAAUAAAAAAAAAAAGAUAUUUGUAGAACAUUUUGAGGAAUAGAUUCACAUAUGUCAAAAAGCAGUACAAUCCUUUUUGGUUUCAAAGGAUACAUUUAUGAUUAAAAGUCCCAAGUUGAGCAUUUUCAAAAACAGAAGUUACACAUAUUUCCUGAGGCAGUGGGGACGGAUAUUGUAUACAGCAAAAUGUUGGGUUGAAAAUAACACAAUUUGGGUUGUUUUGCAACCCACAGCUGGGUCAAAUAUGGACAAACCCAACCGUGGGUUAUUUUGACCUAGCAUACUGGGUUGUACAACCAACUCAACUCUAUGGGUUGAUUAUCUAACCCAUCUUAUGGGUAGUGAUAAUUUUAUGCUGGGUUGCAACAACCCAAUGUGUAGGUAAUGUGUUUCAAGCUGUGUAUGAAGGGUUUGAAAGGACCAUAUCAGUAUUCUGCAGUUUUUGUGAAUUUAUAACAACUCGGGUUUACUUUGCAUUACUGCAGAGUAUGUCAUAGUUUCAUAUUUUACUACCUUCCAUUAUUGUAACUAUAUACAGACAAAAAAAUAGAAAGCGUAUUUCAUAGAGAAAGCAUGUAAUUAUCAGAAGUCAUUCUCAAUUAACAAUAAAACAGCAUAUAAACCAUCUCA